Gossypium raimondii (Peruvian cotton) is the source of this 1894-nucleotide messenger RNA. Its product is annotated as SUN domain-containing protein 2. Lineage: Eukaryota; Viridiplantae; Streptophyta; Magnoliopsida; Malvales; Malvaceae. Gene Ontology annotation, molecular function: protein-membrane adaptor activity. The transcript has 2 exons. Gene Ontology annotation, biological process: nuclear envelope organization. Gene Ontology annotation, cellular component: nuclear envelope. The record is from RefSeq and is a predicted model, not a curated record. Bases 216 to 1607 code for a protein of 463 amino acids.
UGCUCCAUGGCGAUGAUAAAGUUCACUCCAUCGCAGAGAUCAUUUAAUUACUUUUAAAUAUAUAAGUGGGCGGGCCCAUGAAUCCAAAAUAAUUUGAAAACCUAGAAGCGCUCUUUCUCGGGACGGUUAAAAUUUCCUUAUUCGCCAAUUUUAAGACCGUACUUAUAUUACCAGCCCACUCCAUUCCUUAGAGCCUGCUUUGAUUCCCAACUGCAAUGUCCGCAUCUACGCUCUCCAUUAGCGCCAACCCUGCCGUGUCCGCUCGUCGCCGGCCUGUCCUCCUUGCCGAAAAUAAAUCGAACUUCGAAUCAUUGCCCGCCGAACCUAACCCUAAUGGAGUUAAUGUUGGCGAAGAUAAAGCUACCGGCGCCGCUAACAGCAGAGAUCUGAGCCACCAUUCGGUCCGGGGCGAGGCGUUGAAGGACUUUGGGCAAGCCAGAAAAGUCACUGUGGCUCAAAACUCAAACGUUCCGCUGCGGCGGACACGGAAGGGAGUGGUCAACAAGACGGAGAAACCCCGGUGGCAGACUGUGGUUAGUAUUUUUAUUAAGAAUUUAGUGCUUUUACUUGUUUUGGCUGGGUUAGUUCAGAUUAUUAGGAGAUUGGCUUUGAAAUCGGGGGAGGUUAGUAGGGCUGGGACAGAGGUCAGCCUAACCGAAUUUGAAGGUAGAGUUGCUGAGGUUGAGAACUUUUUGAAAACUACUGCUAAAAUGAUACAGGUUCAGGUAGAGGUUGUUGAUCGGAAACUUGACAAUGAAAUUGGUGGGUUGAGGAGGGAAUUGAAUGAGAGAAUAGACGAUCAAAGUGUGGCAUUGGGGAAUUCAUUGAAAAUAUUGGAAGAAAAGAGCGAGGGAUUGGAUAAGUCCUUGCGUGAAUUGAAGAGCGCGAAUUUGUUGACCAAGGAAGAAUUUGAGAAUAUGUAUGAACAAAUGUUUAAAGAGAAGGGUGGAAAUGGUAAGAUUGAAACGGCAGUGAGUUUGAGUGAUAUAGGAGCCUAUGCAAGAGAGAUUGUCAAGAAUGAGAUUGAGAUGCAUGCCUCAGAUGGGCUUGCCAGAGCCGAUUAUGCGCUGUUUUCGGGUGGAGGAAAGGUUGUCAGGCAUUCCGAGCCCUUUCUUGCUGGAAAGGGAAGCAACUGGUUUUCAAAAGGUAGUCAAAAUAUGGUUCAUCCCGAUGCAGACAAGAUGUUGAAGCCUAGUUUUGGGGAACCAGGACAGUGUUUUCCGUUAAAAGGAAGUAGCGGGUUUGUUCAGAUCAAGCUGCGUACGGCUAUUAUCCCUGAGGCUAUUACUUUGGAACAUGUUGCCAAGAAUGUGGCAUAUGAUAGAUCCAGUGCACCCAAGGACUGCCGUGUCUCUGGUUGGAUGCAAGGUCGUGAUCUUGAUUUACCAAUUGACCCCAAUAAGAUGUUUGUUUUAGCAGAAUUCAUGUACGACCUUGAGAAGAGCAGUGCUCAGACCUUCGAUGUAUCAGAUGCGGGUGGUGUUGGCAUUGUGAACACAGUUAGGCUAGAUUUCUCUUCCAACCAUGGAAGCACUUCACAUACCUGUAUUUAUCGAUUGAGGGUGCACGGUCAUGAGCCUGACUCUGUUUCAAUGGUAAAAAUGUAGCCUUGAGGUACAUCCGGCCAUGCAUUUGCUAUCUGCAUUAUUUGUGUAAUUGUUAUUUUGUGUCUCUGUAUUUAGUUAAAUAGUAUGUAAGUUAUUGGACUCACUAGAUACAGAUUCCCUUCUCCUAUUCUUUGCGUAGCAAAUGAGUGUGAAUGUACUCGUAAUUUUCCAGAUAGGCACUACUUGAACUAAGAACAAUGAGCGAAAAUGAACCAGAACCAGAGUGUUUUGUCUGAUAGACUUCCACUGAUCGUUUCGGGAAUUCAAGACUACUCUUUCUUGAUUAA